AUGCAAAUGGAAUGGGAAAAACUAGAUGGAAGAUCCAGAAUCUGGGUGGAGCAACUAAGAGGUAUUUCCCUUGAAGCUCAAUUUGUCCUUAACAAAUAUGAUGCCAAAUUGAAUCAUAAGCCAAUUCUCAUCUACAUUUGUAAGUACUGGACUCGACAUGUUGUUAGUAAGAAGAUAGAUGGUAUCCGAAACAAAAUUGAAGAUGCUUCUAGGAGAAGAAAAGCAUAUGGUUUAGUGCAAAUUCAAAGCCGAGUCGUAUCUAAGAUUCAAAUAUUACGUGCACGGAUGCAACCGUAUCUCGCUGCCAAGAAAUCCAGUGUGGUUGGAUUUGAUGAUGACACACAAGUUCUGAUGACAGAGUUAUUGUCGGACGAGAAAUGCCGCUGCAUUACUUGGAUUGUUGGAGUCGGAGGCACAGGUAAGACAACACUAGCCAAUUUGAUAUUUGAAGACAACACUGUUGUAGCUCAUUUUCAGCAUCGCGUAUGGGUGUCACUGCCUUCAAAUUGUACGACAGACCAGUUUGUUGCAGAAAUUGGCAAGGAGACCGCCAAGAAAAUUACAGUAGAAGAAGAAAACAUGCCCACUGAUUACGUACUCAUAACCUUGGCACACUCAAAGUACCUUAUAGUUGUUGAUGGCCUUAAAGAAACAUCCAAAGUAUACUUGGAUACCUUGAACAGGGUCAUACCUGAUAUGUUAACAGGAAGCAGAGUUCUUUUUACUACUCGCAAUGCAACAGUAGCCCAACAUGUAGCAGGUAGAAUCAUUCUUCACCCAUUACAGUUAUUAGAUGAUGAAACUAGUUGGCUGUUGUUCACAAGACAUUUGAAGGUCCCCAAGUCAGAAACAGAACUUAUCAAGGUCGGAAAAGAAAUUGUGAUGAAAUGUGGGGGACUGCCAUCACAAAUACUGAAAACAAAUCUUUUAUCUGGAGAGCAAUUUCCUCAUCUCAGAAUGAGGAUACAAAGGAAAUUCAUUGACAGAGAUAUACAGAGCGUAUCUAAAUGGUUGGAGAAAAGGCUUUUAGGAAGCAUAAUGAAAUCAGAGGGUGGGGUGAACAUUGCAAAGGGGAGCUCCAUUUCUCUCCGAGAUUCAACCAUGAAUUUUAUUUUAUGCCUAGUAUCGCCGCCAUCUGAAAAAACAGUCGAUAGCGUUGCAACAUCAUAUUUUCAAUUCUGCACUGCUAUUACUUGA
Vicia faba (fava bean) is the source of this 1197-nucleotide messenger RNA. The record is from the annotation of a GenBank genome assembly. Lineage: Eukaryota; Viridiplantae; Streptophyta; Magnoliopsida; Fabales; Fabaceae.